UGCGUGACUUGUCGCUGCUCUGCAUGUCACGUGAUCGCUUGGAAGCGAGGAGAGGAAAAUCGGGUGACAAAAGACCUGUAUAAUAUAUUCACCAAUGUUUUGAGAGCGGGCAUUUAUACGGAAACAAUCCGCCGGCGUUAUACACAAAAACACUCCAAAGGUGGAUAUUUCGAUUGUUGGCGGUUUAAGUACUUUUGACGAGUGAAAUCAACUUUUGACAAAUGUAAGAAGGAUCGAUUUUUAAUCGAAGUGUAAAUGCAGCUUAUAGAUUUUCGCCUUCAUCUAGAAUCAAACUUGCGAUACUAGUAUAUAGUUCAAUCAUUGCAACAACAAAAAAUGGCUGUUCGGCACCUCGGUGAGUUUGUCGUGAUUGUAUACCUGACGUUGGUCACAUCUGGGUCCUCAUACGCGGAACAAUUACCCAAUGUCGUGUUUAUUCUCGCUGACGAUUACGGAUUCAACGACGUCGGCUACCAUGGUCAAUCGCACGGGUCUGCGAUACUGACGCCGAACCUUGACCGGCUCGCAGGCGAGGGUGUUAAGCUAGAGAACUACUACGUUCAACCGAUCUGCUCUCCAACGAGGAGCCAGCUCAUGUCAGGGAGAUACCAGAUCCACACGGGUCUCCAACACGGCGUGAUCAGACAUGCCCAGCCGAACUGCCUCCCGUUGGAUGAAGUCACGCUCCCGCAGAAACUUAAGGAAAGUGGAUACGCCACCAACAUGGUCGGUAAAUGGCAUAUCGGCUUCUACUUGGAUGCUUGCACGCCCACCGAAAGGGGCUUCGAUUCUUUCUUUGGGUUCCUGGUAGGAGGUGAGGACCACUACACGCACUCGGGCCACUGCGAGGUCUACAAUGCAGACGAUGGCAGUACCAAGACCCUAUCAGGACACGACCUACACGCGAACAAGACACCGGUCUUCGAUUACGAAGGACAGUAUUCCACCCAUCUCUUCACGAAUAAAACAAUUGAUGCCAUAGAGAGGCAUGACAAGACAAAGCCACUCUUCAUGUACCUGGCAUAUCAAGCUGUACACCUACCUUUGCAAGUACCUGACAGAUACAUGGACCCAUACAAGAACAUCGCCGACGAAAACAGACGUACCUAUGCUGGUAUGGUAUCUUGUAUGGAUGAAGGUAUAGGAAACGUCACAAGAGCUCUCAAGGACGCUGGUCUUUACGAUAAUACCAUCAUAAUAUUCUCAACAGAUAACGGUGGUCCAAUCCAAAGCGGUGCCAACAAUUGGCCACUACGGGGAAGCAAAGGAAACAUGUGGGAAGGAGGGAUUCAUGGAGUAGGGUUCGUACACAGUCCGCUUCUACCAACAUCAGUCAAAGGAACGGUCAAUCAUGACUUGAUGCAUGUGAGCGACUGGCUACCGACUAUUGUAGCAGGUAUUGCAGGUGGAGCGUUGAAUGGAACCAAACCCUUGGACGGCUUCGAUGUGUGGAACUCUAUCAGUGGUACAGCUUCGUCCCCUCGAACAGAAAUCUUGCACAAUAUCGACCUGAAGAAAAAGCGACCUGCAAACGAGAAAUUUGAUACAUCAAUAAGAGCUGCGCUACGCGUUGGAGACUGGAAAAUAAAGACGGGCGCAGACUAUGACGUAACGACACACAACAAGUGGAUGCCACCACCCGAAUCCGGACUCGACACGAUAUAUCCGACAGAGAAACCGAACCAAAAGGUAUGGCUCUUCAACAUAACCGCCGACCCUCUGGAGCAAACCGAUCUUUCAGAAAAGUAUCCGGAUGUGGUCAACGAGCUUGUACAGAAAUUAGAGGAGUAUUACGAAGGUUCGGUUCCCAUGCGGUAUCCGGAUGAGGAUUUGGAAGCGGAUCCGGCUUUGCGUGGUGGUUCAUGGGGGCCAUGGAAGUAAAUCCAUAGCAAAUUUAGGCUGAAACUGCUUCAAUCGAUAGUGGUUCUUUUAGGACCCCCUCUCCUGAUAUAUAUAUAUAUAUAAUUAGAUACAUAACAUUCUUAAAAAUUUACACUGCAUGCAAAUGCCAGAUAAAGGGGGCAAAUGGGACACGUGCCCCCCCCCCCCCACACACACACACACACACUUCACCAAACAAUUGGGAAAUAUGGUAAGCAGACAAUGAGAAGAAGAAAACAAAAAAUAUGGGGAUGGAGAAAAGGAAUGCACAGAAAAGGACAGAUAAAAUGGGAAAGUAAACAGGAAGAAGACAAAUAUGAAGCAAGGGCUUAUUUAAUUGAUUUGUCAGAUAAUUUCGUAGCAAAAUGGCACUCCAAAAUCCAGAUGACAUUUCGAAAUUUCCCUCCGCCCCGUGCCAGGAAAUCUUAGGUCAACUAAUGCAUCUUGCGGUAACUACCCCACUAUUUAAACACAUCGGCUAACAAGACCGACAACAAGUAAUAUUACAUUACAACAAGUAUCCCUGUCUAUAACAAAUAACAAAGUUAGUUGUUAUUAACCUGUUGACUACUGAAUUCUCUAAUUCCCAUAGACUUAACACAGGGACCACCAGGUUCCAGUAAACAAUGGGUUAACAACGCCAAAUUAAUCUAAUUGACCUAGACAUCACGGAAGAGUCUGUUAAAAAGAAGAGUUAAAAAUGGAAUUUCAUUUAUAACUAUUAUUUCAUUUUCAAAAUUAUUGUAAGGUUUGAUUAGAACAUACUAUGAGUACUUUCUACACUCAGUUUAAACUAGAAAUAAGAGGGGAAAUUUAAUUAUUGGAGAUAUCUAAGUAUUGCUAGCUUGUUCCCUGUUCAAACAAAGUUUCUUGAGUUCAUUUAUGUUCCACCAGAGAAUUUAAAUCAUGAGAAACUUGUUCUUUCUUUCUAAUGACAGAAUUAUUUGAAUCUACGACAGGUUUGUUUGAACAUAUGCAAUGAUUGUACACUCAUACUGAUAUGAAAUUUACAAUACUCUUGUAUUUGGAAGAACGUGUGUUUCCUGAACUAAAAAAAAAAAAUCUGAAGUUGUUCCAAUUCACAAGAAAUGAGAUGAAUGGAGGUAUUGCCUUACAAACUAGAAGACAGUUAUAUAUAUAUAAUACAAAUUAAUGCAGAAUUAUUUGUAGAAAAAAAUUGGUGUAAAAUAUAUUAAUGGUUUCUACAUUUCGAUUUUAAACACGGUAAUUCGACAAAUAUGGCUCCUCUUAAAUUUAAAAUUAAGAUACCAAAUGUUUAUUUCAGACCUCUUUCAAUAUAAUAGUCAAAUUCAAAAUUAUAAUACCCGAUUUUGCAACAAAUUCCAUUUAUGGUCUGUUAAGUCUAGUUAUAAAGCUAAAUCAAAAAGUUAUCUAGGUCCUAAACAGUGGAAUAUGAUUCCCCAAGUAAUAACGAAAUCACAAUUCACAUCUUCCUUUAGAAAACAAUAUAAAAUCUUAUUACUAAAUAGUUAUUAAUCAUCACAGUUGUUCAUUUUGUUUUAUCUGAACCCCUUUCAUUGUUGUUUUUUAUUGCCCCCUUUAUAUAUAUAUAUUGUUUUCUUCUAUUUCACUUUCUCACGUAUUAUAGAUAGUUAAAGUGUCUGUACUUUGCUUAUUUUACUUAAUUUAUUGUUGUGUGCUAAUAAUGUUUUGUAUUUCUUUUCCCCCCUUUAUAUAUAUAUUUGUUUUUACUUCACUUUCUCUCGUAUUAAAGACAGUUGAAGUGUUUUUACUUUGCUUAUUUUACUUAAUGUUUUGUUGUGUGCUUUUAAUAUUUUGUAUUUCUAUUAUUGAUGAUCCAAUUUUACAGGUUUUUGCAACCUUCACGGAAAGCCCCGCAUAUAACCUUUGUAAAUGUAUUCAAAUUUACUGUUACCUUGUAUACUUUGAUUUUAUAUAUUGCGAAAUAAAAUUAAUUGAAUUGAAUUGAA
Molecule: messenger RNA, 3833 nt
Organism: Strongylocentrotus purpuratus (purple sea urchin)
Lineage: Eukaryota; Metazoa; Echinodermata; Echinoidea; Camarodonta; Strongylocentrotidae
Product: arylsulfatase J
Exons: 7
Coding region: 337-1881 (514 amino acids)
Source: RefSeq, a predicted model, not a curated record